CUCUUAGGUUGCUGUUUCUGCCAAGCUAAGUGUACUUAGUGACAUGGCAGACUUGUUAUUGUACUUAACCAAUGUUAACGUUUCCUUGGGACGAACUAUGGAAGCUGAUAAGAGGCCAGAAGGGGCGGAAGACGUGGAGAGAGUGGAGAUGGGCAUCUCAGGGGACAGGAAGGGAAGAGUUAAGCUUCCCCGCAGAACCAUCCACUUUGCUAGUGGUGAGACAAUGGAGGAGUACAGCACUGAUGAAGAGGAAGAAGAGCCCGUGGAGGAAAAAGUGGUUACUGUGGAUGCGUCAAAUCUGACCUGGGGACCAUACUUGUGGUUACACAUGUGGAGAAUGGCCACCUCAACUAUCUCAGUGUGUGACUACAUGGGAGAAAAACUUGCCUCUCUUUUCGGUAUUACCGCUCCUAAAUACCAGUACGCUAUAGACGAGUACUACCGCAUAAAGAAAGAGCAGGAGGAAGAGGAGGAGGAGAACCGUCUGGCUGAUGAGGCGGAGCGUCAAUUUGCAGAGCAGCCGAGGAGCGACAAGAAGGAUCCUGCGCCGCUUACCAUUGAGCAGCCUGAAGCAUUAGGAGCAUCCUUUUUAAAUGCUUCCUUUGACCACAAGCCUGAAGCACCUCUCAACCCUCCCGACAACAGAACACCUUGUCCUCUCCCCACCUGACAACACAAACACUCUUAUUUGCAACUAGGAUGAAUGCUAAUGUACUUGUAAUCAUUAUUAAUAAUAAUAAUAGUUAUUUUUUUAUGCUCGUAUUUUGUUAAAACAGGAUUCCGUAAUCGGUGCAGGAAAAAAGACGAUGUUUCUGCAUUGGCAUUAGCAUCUGUGAUUUGUGGAGACUAGAGCUGGAUUUUUAUAACACAAGGAUAACGGUAACGGAAAUACAAGAUUGCAAUCCAUUUCAGAAAUAUCAGUGCCUAUAUACUGUCUAUGCAUCUUGACUAUAUGAUGUCAUCCAUUCAUCCACAGGAUUUCAGUUUUUUAAUCAGAUUUUCAUUUCAAAAUAAAGCUGCGUCUUAUCAUU
This is a messenger RNA of Phycodurus eques (leafy seadragon), 1031 nucleotides long. RefSeq names its product family with sequence similarity 177 member A1 (gene fam177a1a). Lineage: Eukaryota; Metazoa; Chordata; Actinopteri; Syngnathiformes; Syngnathidae. The record is from RefSeq and is a predicted model, not a curated record. The transcript has 5 exons. The coding region runs from base 44 to 670 and encodes 208 amino acids.